UAAACUUCAUCGAUUUUUAAAUUUUUGUUAAGAUUUCGUUUUUAAAUCCUAAGAACACGCAAAAUGCCUUGUGGUGAUCAUUUGGAACUCUCCAUUGGUGUAAUGGAGGAAACGAGGUUUAAGAAGAAGCAUUCACAUUUAAUCAAACGGCUGGCUAAAGAACUUCAUUUUACUUACGAAGAAAUGGAAGUUAUCAUGUUAAUUUAUUAUAAAAUACAAAAAAUGAAUGGCGAAAAAUCAGGGGGUGUAACAAAAGUACAACUUCGAGAAAUUUUACAUGUUGCAUUUGACAUGACAGAUGUAGAUUUAACCAAUGACGUAGUUAUGUCAAUGGUAAAAGGUCCCAGCUCUUUUGUACCAAUGAGUACGUGGGCUAGAGUGAUGUCACUUUUCUUGCGUGGAACAUUGGAGGAAAAGAUUAGCCACUGCUUUAAGGUGUACGAUGUGAUGAUGUCAGGAAAAAUCGGAAGAGAUAUAAUGGUACGGUUUUUACGUAAUUGCCUUGUGGGAACAUCAGAUGAGGACUCAGAAGAUGCUGUGAAGGAUUUAGUUGAGUUACUGACAAAGAAAAUGGAUAUGGAUAGAGAUUUAAAAAUUUCGUUUGACGAUUACAGACAAACCAUUUUAAAAGAUCCUCUCCUAAUGGAAUGCAUGGGCCAAUGUUUACCCUCUAGAUUAUCAGUGCACAGUUUUAUGAUUUCAUGUAUGGCAAAAGUUUCAAAGUUAUGAUUUAAGUAGAUAAAUAUAAAAUUUAUG
This is a messenger RNA of Photinus pyralis (common eastern firefly), 756 nucleotides long. RefSeq names its product EF-hand calcium-binding domain-containing protein 1-like. The transcript has 3 exons. Gene Ontology annotation, molecular function: calcium ion binding. Lineage: Eukaryota; Metazoa; Arthropoda; Insecta; Coleoptera; Lampyridae. Bases 64 to 729 code for a protein of 221 amino acids. The record is from RefSeq and is a predicted model, not a curated record.